AUGAACUCAGUGCGCGCUAUCCAGCAGUUGAAUAAGCGAGAACUUGAGGCGGGCAUCAACCCGGAAGGUUCAUGGCAUACCGACUACCGCGACACGGCCUUCGUCUACAUCGGCGGCCUACCCUUCGAACUUUCAGAGGGUGACAUCAUCACCAUAUUUUCCCAGUACGGCGAGCCGGUAUGGGUUAAGCUUGCGCGCGACAAAGAGACGGGAAAGUCGCGAGGUUUCGCAUGGAUCAAGUACGAAGACCAAAGGAGCUGCGACUUGGCUGUGGAUAACCUGGGCGGAGCGAGCAUUAUGGACCGAAUCAUUAGGGUAGACCACGCGCGGUACAAGCCCAAAGACGACGAAGACAUGAGGGACAAUACCAUGGGAGAGCUCGACCUUGACCCUGGUAAUGAGUCUGACGGUGGCAGAAGGAAGCGGAGAAAGACAGAGAGCGAAAGCGACUCGGACGACGACCGGCCACUGCUUCCAGAAGAGAUCGAGCUAGGGCGGCUCAUGGAGAAGCUGGAUGAAGACGACCCGAUGCGCGACUCCCUGAUCAAGCGCCAGCAAGAGAAGGUGGACGACGCAGUCAAGAAGCUGAAGAAGCAAAAACGCAAAGAGAAGGAGAGGGCAAAGCGCAAGGACAGGCAUAGUCGCAGAGAUAGAUCGAGAGACCGCGAUCGUGACAGGGAUCGAAGAAGGAUCAAGGAAGCCGGAGAAGAUGAUGAACGUGAUAAACGCUCGCGGAGGAGGAGCAAGAGCCGCGACAAAAAGAUCGUCGCCAUCGAUCAGAACGAAUUCGGGAUCGGAGCGAGGAUUCCAGAGACAGACGCGAUCGACAUCGAAAGCGUGAGCGAAGGCGCUCAGAUUCUGAUGGCGAUGACACAGGGCGCUCCCGGAGGAAACCAUCGCGUUCGCCACUACCAUAUCGAGCUCGUUCCCCGUAGUAUGCCCCUUCUACUCAAUACCCCCAUCCUAAUAUCUCGGACUUCACUCUCACAACCCUACCUUUUCCUACCGCUUCAAAGCCCUCUGUGA
This is a messenger RNA of Alternaria atra, 1026 nucleotides long. RefSeq lists its product as uncharacterized. Gene Ontology annotation, cellular component: U2 snRNP; catalytic step 2 spliceosome; precatalytic spliceosome. The record is from RefSeq and is a predicted model, not a curated record. The transcript has 3 exons. Gene Ontology annotation, biological process: mRNA splicing, via spliceosome. Gene Ontology annotation, molecular function: RNA binding. Lineage: Eukaryota; Fungi; Ascomycota; Dothideomycetes; Pleosporales; Pleosporaceae. Bases 1 to 1026 code for a protein of 341 amino acids.